AUGCUGACUUUUUUGCUACUUCUCUGCGCCAAUUUUGCCACUUCUACAAAAGCGGAUUCCUUCAAGAAUGGCUUUGGUGUGAACAACAACAACUUUACCUCCACCAGUGAUAGCUCCUUUUUGAUGCCAUUAUGCAAUGGCAUCGAUAUCGAGGAUGCAACAGUGGAUGACCUUCAGCGAUGGAUGACCCUGGGUCAGCUAUCGAGCCAGGAUCUAGUAUCGUGUUAUCUUGCCAGGAUUGAUCAGACAAAUCCGUUCCUUCAUUCGGUGAGCGAGGUCAAUCCGGAGGCGCUCUCCAUUGCGGCGUCCCUUGACCAAGAGCGGACCAAAACCGGCAUUCGUGGACCUUUACAUGGCAUCCCCUUCAUGGUGAAAGACAACUUCUACACAGAUGACAAGCAUAACACCAGCGAAGGGGGUUUGGUCCUCUUGGGCGGCCGGUAUUCUCAGGAAGCGACCGUCGUAUCCAAAAUCCGCGCCGCAGGUGGUGUCUUGCUUGGGCACGCCGCGCUUUCCGAAGCAGCGGACCACAGAGCCUUGGUCAACUUCUCCGAUGGUUACUCUACCCGGGCUGGUCAGACGAGAAACCCGUUCAACUUGACUCAAUUGACGUCAGGUAGUAGCGGUGGCUCCGCUGUCGCCGUCAGGAUCAACCAGGUUGCUAUUGCGUUAGGAACCGAGACGCAUGGUUCUUUGAUGCAUCCGUCGGCCCACCUUGGCUUGCGUAGCAUUAAGUCGACUCCAGGGCUGAUGUCGCGUCACGGCAUCAUUCCCGGGAGCUUCUAUCAUGAUACCCCUGGUCCCCUGGCUAGGUCAUUCAAAGACGUGGCACUUUUGUUGGAUGUCAUGGCUGGUGCGGACCAAUACGACAACCUGACUUUCUCCGCACUUGGUCAACUUCCAACAAAUGGCUAUGUGGCUCAUGUCUCAAGCAAGGAUGAGCUGAAAGGAAUGAAGAUAGGAUUGCCCUGGAAUCCAUAUUGGUCAACGAACGCCGCUAUCAAUACUCCGGGCCAACGAACCUUGUAUGAGAGUAAGGUCAAGGAGCUCGAAGCUGCAGGCGCAAUAAUCUACAACAUCACGUACAUCCCCAAUAUCAAGAGCAUUGCCAAUCCCUACGGUUUUGGCCAGCCCUCCACCAUCCCUGCCGAGUAUGACCAGCUCAUCGCCUACAACACUCUCCUCGCCGUCGCAUACGGCGAGUGGUUGAUCAACUGGACCUUCCCCGAGGACGAUAGCCGCCACGGCAUGCACAGCCUUGCCGAGAUGGCAGCCUGGAACGACGCCCACAACGCCAGCACCGGCGCCCUGGGCAACUCGACCUGGUGGUUCAACACCGUCUCCGGCCAAGACUUCUACGACGCCGCUGUCGCUACUAACGGAACGAUGGGCGACGUGUUCUGGAAGGCUUUCGACUGGGGGCGCCGCACCGCACGAGAGGCCAUUGACGGGGGUUACGCCUAUGUGCUCGACAACGGCACCGUCAUCGAGCUUGACGCCCUCAUCGUGCCGAAUGACAACGGAGGGGGCGGCGACUCGGCCUGCGCUUCCAUUCCUUCGUAUGCGGGUUAUCCUGUGGCCUCGGUGCCUGUCGGCCAGAAUGGCUUUGACGUGCCUUGCGGCAUCUGCAUAUAUGGGCGGCAGUGGAGCGAGGCGAACUUGGUGCGUGUAGCAUCGGCGAUGGACGACCUCUUCCAAUGGAAUGCCCGGCCGGCAUGGCAUAACUAUGCCACCGCUCAGGGCCCGUGGGAUGCCCGAUGGCCAGGCUACUCCUGUACACAUGAGUCACUUGAUAGAUAUGCCUGUGAUCCAGAAUAG
Molecule: messenger RNA, 1818 nt
Organism: Lasiodiplodia theobromae
Lineage: Eukaryota; Fungi; Ascomycota; Dothideomycetes; Botryosphaeriales; Botryosphaeriaceae
Product: Amidase
Exons: 5
Coding region: 1-1818 (605 amino acids)
Source: RefSeq, a predicted model, not a curated record